Molecule: messenger RNA, 2663 nt
Organism: Centropristis striata (black sea bass)
Lineage: Eukaryota; Metazoa; Chordata; Actinopteri; Perciformes; Serranidae
Gene: usp1
Product: ubiquitin specific peptidase 1
Exons: 9
Coding region: 216-2627 (803 amino acids)
Biological process (GO): protein deubiquitination
Cellular component (GO): nucleus; cytosol
Molecular function (GO): cysteine-type endopeptidase activity; cysteine-type deubiquitinase activity
Source: RefSeq, a predicted model, not a curated record
UUUCACCGGCGACGCAGACACCACUGUGGGUCUUCGGCCGGGAAAAAGCGCCAACUGCUGCUGAGCCGUGCGAACCCUAAAACACUGUAAAUGGCUCCAAGACUGGAUAUCCUGUGAAAAUAUUAAAUUUAAACCUGGAAUGACUCAUUUCGUGAGGUGCGCUGUUGUAUCUCUGUAGAGUGAAAACCCUCAAGGUACCGGGGGUAAAUAAAAAGAUGCCAGGUCUGCAGGGGGAAAAUGUUGUGGCGACAAUGGGGAGCCCUGUCAGGAGGAAUAAACUGUCUCUGAAGUUCCUCCAGAAGAAAGAAACUAAACGGGCGCUGGAUUUCUCUGAACCUCAGGCAGAUGAGACCCAAGCAGUUGAGCAAGUGGAGCCUGAGGACAGCAGCGGUGAUCAGGUGGUCCCCGAUCCUACAUUGCCAGCAUCACCUGGCUUUCUCCUCUCAUCUGAGAAGAGAGACACCUUGGUGCCAUUUGUGGGCCUGAACAACUUGGGCAACACCUGCUAUUUGAACAGCAUUUUACAGGUGCUCUACUAUUGCCCAGGGCUCAGAGAAGGCAUAAAGAAACUUUACAACCUGUCUAAAAGAAAAGACAACCCAAAGGAAGAAAUUGAUAAAAGCGAAGAGCAGUCAGAAGCCAUCGCUGAGUCUUUGCCAGCUCACAUUGAGCUCCUUGGGAGCUUCAACAGUAUGAUAACAUCAGUGGAGCAGCUGCAGUACAGCUUCCUGUUAGAUCCUAGCAGCUUUGGUGAAGGAGACCUCGCCACGCCACCUCGAAAAAUACUUCACACACUGAGGCAACUGAACCCCAUGUAUGAAGGCUUUCUUCAGCAUGAUGCCCAGGAGGUGCUGCAGUGCAUCCUGGGAUAUAUCCAAGAGGCUUGUGACACCAUCAGAAAGGAACAGGAGCUGGAGAGCGAGGAUGCUGUGCAGACAGAGGUUACUGGGAAGACGGAGAAUAAACUUGAGAACGGUGUGGAUUUGUGUUCCCGCAGUUCUGAGACAGAAUCCAAAACUUCCACAGAAGAGGACGGCCAAGUCAGUGGCAAGAGAAAGAGCGACACUGAAGUGGGAAAUGCCAAAAAGAAGCCAAAAUCAGUCAAGUCCAAGAACUCUGAUGCUGAAGACAAUAAACCUCUCACUCGCUCUAAAAGGAAGUCCUCCAGCGACAUCACGACGGACAACAGUCGAGACAGAAAUGGAGAAGAGGAGGAAGGGAAGAAGAAACUGAAUGGGGAGGAGGAAAAAGGUAGUGACGGUGAAAAGGCAUCUAAAGAGGCAGAUGGGAAAAGAAAGAAGAGGUCUAAACUGAGCUGGCUGAAGCCUUCUGGGAAACAGCCGAGUAUCUUCUCCAAGUUCCUCAGCGUGGGGAAGAUCAGCUCGGCAAAGACCCAAAACAAACCAGAACAGCAAAAUGAACCGACUGACGAGCAAAGUCCAAAUGAGAAGACCAGUAAGAAGAGAUCACCGCCAAACAUGGCUGAAAACAAGAAGGAAGUAAAACAUGAAGAGGGUCUGGACCUGGACCUGAUGGAGCACUUGUUCCAGGGCCGACUGGUUCUGAGGACUCGCUGUUUGGAAUGUGAGAGCUUCACAGAGAGAAGAGAAGACUUCCAGGACAUCAGUGUCCCAGUGCUCGAUGACGAACCCAGCAGCCCAGGCGACCUCUCUGAAAUCUCUCCUGAUCCCAAACCAGAGCUGAAGACUCUGAAAUGGGCCAUCGCCCAGUUUGCUUCGGUGGAGCGCAUCGUUGGGGAGGACAAAUACUUCUGUGAGACCUGUCAUCAUUACACGGAGGCUGAGAGAAGUCUGCUGUUUGACAAAACGCCUGAAGUGAUCACCAUUCAUCUGAAACGCUUCUCUGCCAACACUUUGGACUUGGACCCAUAUGCAGGUCUGUCAAAAGUGAACACUCCCUUGCAGACCCCUUUGACCUUGUCUCUGGAGGAGUGGUGCACCCGGCCAUCAUCUACAAAGGGUCAACACUAUCAGCUGUUUGCCGUGGUCAUGCACAGUGGCAUCACCAUCAGCAGCGGCCACUACACCGCCUACGUCCGCAUGUCCGAUCUGAAAGAUGUGAAGCUCUGGCUGCAUGACACAAAGGACACGGAGGAGGAGGAGAAGGAAAGAAAAGAGGUGAAAGAAGUAGUGCCAGACUAUGAUGAUGGAGAGGUGUCUUUCAGCCUGAACACAAGAGGACGGAGAGGUGCGAGUUUGGCUGGCAGCAAAACGAAGAAGCUGUCAGAGGGUGGGGUUGGACUCUUGGGAGGCCAGAGGAGUCUGUCAAGUUGUGACCUUGGGAGUAGCAGCAGCAAACGCACAGAAAAAGCGGCCAGCAGCGGAUCAACAGAGGGAUCCCAACGGAGGAAACCCGUCAACAGCCUCGGACAAAAAAACAAAGCAGGAGAGGUCACAUCUACGACCUCCUGUGGCGACGUGGAGGCCACAGAGCAGAAGGCUUUGAACAGCCUCCUUGAAUAUGAGGGCAAGUGGCUCCUGUUUGAUGACUCUGAGGUGCGUUUGUUUGAGGAGGAGGAUUUCCUGCGAGCCUGCUCCCCUGAGAUGUGCUCCUCAUCGACACCUUACCUUCUGUUUUACAGGAGGAUGCCUGAACCUGGAUGCUAACAUGAACACCAGAGCCGCUGUGGACUAUUUUUGACA